UUUUGAUUUCUUUUUACAUACGAAACUCUCCAUGUCCAAUCAACUCUAUUAACUGUCGCUCUGUGAAAGACAAUUUCAAAGAAAGGUUAUUAUGACAUAGCUAGCAAAGCGGCGCUAGCUUUCAAACACAGCACACGUAAGCGCAAGUAAGGUAAGGUAAGGUAAAAUCUUUAUUUAGACACGGUAUUUCCUUCAGGACUUAACAAUAUCAAAUUAAAUUAAUCUGACCACCUAACUAAUAAAUCACUAAUAACUACUGCCACGAGAGAAAUAAAAAAACCUGCUUUACAAGUAAGCCGUGUAUAAAAGCAAAAUAAAACUAUUCCACAGUACAGCUCCGCUGUAGGACAGACUUCUUUUACAAUAAUUAGUGCGGGGCUGUGGAAUGGCAAGCGAACAGUCACUAACUCUUAGGUUAUAGGUUAAGGUAUCGGAACGGAAGACAAAUUGCGCACUAAGAACUAAGUCAUAAUCCAUGGCGAACGCUCAUGACGUGGGAAAAGUUAACGUCGCUUCGUCAGAGAAAUUUUACGUCCAAUACAAAAGUAAAAAUCAAUUGCUUCAUGCUUUUAGUGUGUAUUAUCGAGUUAAGAUGCACUUGAGAAGUUUAGAGAGGACUGAAAAAGCUGGAGUACACUUCUGUUUCUUUGAUGCUCUCCAAAAUUUUCAUGUGCAUCAGAGCUCGAUGAUGCACGCUAAAGCAUGAAUCAAAUGUUAACUAUCCUUGCAUUUUUCGUUUCCUUUUAUCGGUUAAAAGGUGAUGCUCCUGGCUCGGUGCCUCAACCCAACAUUGCCUUUGCACCAUGUCACUCUGACUGCGACGGUAAGUGUGUCGACACGUGUCCUGACUACUGCUGUGUUAAAGGCGCAAUGAGCAAAACAAGUGGGCAAAGCCAACCUGCCCAAGUACCUCAGCUUCCUCGGGUACCUCAGGUUCAGCAACCAUCUGAAUUGCAGCAGACCUCUCCGUCAUGUCCAGCUCUCUGUUCCAAGGUCUGCCACCCAGACUGCCCUGUCCGCUGUUGUAAUGCUUCCCCUCCCUCGCUCUACGUCCCCAGUCCGCCUCCUGUUCCAACGUACUGCCCACAGGUCUGCUACAGCAUGUGUGUUAGUUCCUGUCCAGCGGACUGUUGUACAAGUACACAGCGAGGAGUUAACCGUGGCACACUGUCAUACUCUGUUAGCCUACCGUGUCCGACUAACUGCUAUCAUAGUUGCAGUGUUAACUGCCCUCUUCAAUGCUGCAAGGAAGCGAUGAAAAGAUACAGACCUAUGGCACAAGCUGUGAUGAAGACUUUAAUUGCUGGCAAUUACUUGAGGAUGCCUGGGCCGCGCACGGUUCCUGUUAUAGAUUCACAUCCACCUUCAUUACCGAACAUUAUGAUCCGCUCUAACUUACCAUGUCCAGAUAACUGUAAAAAAGUGUGCUCAUUGACGUGUUCCAAAGAAUGCUGUAGAAGACACAGCGGAAUGGGAAGCAUUAAACAACCAAUCCAGAAUACUGCUCGGCAAGAUUGUAAAACUGGCGUCACUACAGUGGGUGGAAACGCUCAGGGUGCCUGUUGUAAGUUUCCCUUUAUUUAUAAGGGAGCGGUUUACUGGAGAUGCACAGCUCAAAACGAAGUCAGGAGAUGGUGUUCGGUCACUAAAGUGUUUGAACUGGACAGAAGAUGGGGCUACUGUCCCUGAACGCUCUGAUGUGAAAGUGCUCUUCUAAUCCUUGGAUUGUCGCGGCUUUUGGGUGCUAAAAAUGCUGCAUUGCAUAAUUAAAAGAUCGUGAUUAGAUGAAACAAUUGCUUCCACUGAGGAACGGUAAACGAGGAACGCGCGUCUAUCGAUCAAGAUGAAGAGACACACAUAUUCCCUACUAGGAACACUUUUUACGAAACAGUUCACUUUUUUAUCUCAACAGAUAACAACUAACGGUUUUCAGAACCAGUUGGAUCUGUCAUUCCAAAGUUGGACAAAUCGUUAGCACAAUGCAAAGUUUUUUUUCUCGAAGUUUUCAUAAUUUUGCAAUUAUUCAUCAAAUAACAUAUAAUAAAACACUCUUUUUAUA
Molecule: messenger RNA, 2059 nt
Organism: Orbicella faveolata
Lineage: Eukaryota; Metazoa; Cnidaria; Anthozoa; Scleractinia; Merulinidae
Biological process (GO): L-arabinose metabolic process
Cellular component (GO): cell surface
Molecular function (GO): heparin binding; alpha-L-arabinofuranosidase activity
Source: RefSeq, a predicted model, not a curated record